UUGGUCCCGUUUCGGUUUCGGUUCUUGGCCGGGGCGGAGCCUCGCAGCGUCCGGAUGGCCGGGGGGGUGCUGGAGGUGCGGGGGGUCCCCCCCGACGCCCCCGAGGAGCUGCUGGUGCUGUACUUCGAGAGCCGGCGGCGCUCGGGCGGGGGGCCCGUGCAGAGCUGCCAGCGCCUCGGGCCCCUCCUCUUCCUCACCUUCGAGGACCCCCAGGAUGCACAGAACGUGUUGGCCCACGGCAGCCACAGGCUCGGGGGGGCCGAGCUGGGGGUGCGCCCGGCCCCCCCCUGGGACCCCUGCCACCUGCUGCUGCGGGGUCUGGAGCCCGGGACCCCCUCUGAGCGCCUGGGGACCCUGCUGGGGGUGUCCCCUGGCACUGUCACCCUGUGCCAGCGCUCGGUGCCCGGCUGGAGCCUGCUGCGGCUGCAGGACCCCCUGAGCCCCCCAGAGCUGGCGUCGGCGGAGCAGCGGGCACGGCGGCAGGGGCUGGCGCUGCUGCGGGUGCCACGGAGCCCCGCGGUGCUGGUGAGGGCAGCGGGGCCGGUGCUGGGCCGGGACCUGCUCGAGCUCUACUUUGAGAACCGGCGCAGCGGCGGCGGCCGCGUCAGCGACGUGCGGCUGCUGCCAGGGGGACGCGGGGCCAUCGUCACCUUCCAGGAGCCGGCAGACGCAGAGCGGGUGCUGCAGAGGCCACACCGGCUUCAGGACACGGUGCUGGAGCUCACUCCCCACUUUCCCUUCCUGGAGCUGCUGGAGGAGAACACGGACGUGCCCCUGGACGCUGUCCCCGCUCCGGACAGGGCCUCUCCUCCUGACGUGGAGCCCCUGCUGGUCAGGGAGCCCUUGCUGGACACAGAUUGCCCGCCGGACUCAGUGCCAUCCUCAGACCCCACCGUGGCACACACGAACCCCACACCAGACACAGCGCCAGCACCGGCAGCACCAGCAUCACACCCAGGGCCGGGGCAGCCCCCAAACACCUUCCCCAGCAGGGACAAGGACACAGAGGGGUUCAGGGCUGUGCCCAGCCAGGCCCAAGCCCCCAGGCCCCUGUCAGUGGUGGUGCCAGAGCCGGUGCCAGCGGUGUCGGUGCAGGAUGAGGUGCUGGUGCCAGCGGAGCCGGGAGCCGUGCGCUACCUGCAGCAGCACUACCAGGACAUGCUCAGCAGCGUCCCCGAAGUGUCCCUGCUGCCACUGGAGGGGGGGGACAUCUCUGGGUUCCGGGUGAGCGGGGAGCCAGGCCGGUGCCAGGCCGUGGCGGAUUUCCUGCAGAGCCUGCUGGACUCUGUGGCCUCGCACCCCGCAGCCCUGCGCUUCCCUGGCGUUGCCCGCUUCCUGUGGGACGUGGCUGGGCAGAGCCUCCUGCAGCAGCUGGAGAGCCGCUUCCAGUGCGUCAUCCAGCUGGACGGUGAACCCUGGAGCCCUCCAGAUCCCCAGCUGGAGCUGGAGGAGCUGCUGCCCCCAAGCAGGGAGCCUCGGCCACACUCCUGGCACCAGGACCUGCCUGAGGGCCACAAUGCCGCUGCUGAUGGCGAUGGUGAUGGUGGUGGCCACGGCUUCCAUUCCAGCGCAGAGGAGAUCCAGGAGGUGCUGGCAGCGCUGCGCCCGAGUGACACCGACAGCCGUGGCAGCCCCGACCCGUGGCCUGACACCGUCCCUGGUGAUGAGCGGGACCCCAACGCCGCGUUCAUCUGUGCGGCCGGUGGGGACGGUGCCAAGGAGCUGCUGUUGGACACCGGCGUGGAGGAGGAGGAGGAGGAGGUGCAGAUGGCUCUGGCCAUCCAGUACUCCAUGGACCACGCGAGGCACGAGCAGGAGGAGCUGGCGCGCGCCACGGCUCUGUCCCUGCGCUCCUACAGCCGGGAGCAGGAGCAGGAGCAGGCCCAGGAGGAUGCCAGGCUGCUGGCCGCGCUGGAGGCCUCGCUGGAGGAGGUGCUGCAGGCGGCGGACACGGCGCGGGUGAUGGUGUUCUGCUCCUCCGAGCGGGACGCCUCGGCGGCGGCGCGGGAGCUGGAGCGGGCGCUGGCGGAGCAGCAGCGGGCGCAGGACGUGGCGAGCGAGCGGCUGCGGACGCUGCCGGCCGCCGGCCACUGCGCGCUGGCCCUGCUGCGGUGCCGGCACGCCGUGCAGCUCAGCCUGCGCGGGGACACCGCCACGCUGCGCGGCUUCGCCGACUACAUGGCCCCAGCCGCCCGAGAGCUCACCUCGCUGCUCCACCGCCUGCCAUUGCCAGGGCAGUGCCAGGGCAGUGCCAUGACCCGCUCCGCUGCCACCGCUGCCACCGCCGCCACCACCGCCACCGCGCACUGGGUGCGCUGGGACCCCUCUGGCACCGCUGUCCUCUAUGCCCCCGAGGCAGCGGCGCUGCUGGAGCAGGCCUGGUCGCGCCAGGAGCGCCGGCUGGAUCUGGUGCUGGAUGGGCGACCCUUCACCGUGGAUUUGGAGCGCAUGGAGGAGUUCGACAUCGGCAGCGCCCGCGCCAUGCCCGUCUGCCGCAGCCAGCCCCCGCUGGACAGCACCUUCUUCCUGCUCGCAGGGCCAGAGGUGGCUGGGCUGGAGGAGGAGGUGCGGCUGAUGGCGCUGGCUGAAGACUCAGAGGAGUUCGCUGACACAGUGCGCCACUUCUGCAGCACUCUGGAGGAGCUGCACAGCCAGAUCAGCGUCGUGCAGGUGCAGAAGCUGAUCCAUCCAGUGCUGUACAAGCAGUACCAGCUGAAGAAGGGCAGCGUGAAGCGCGCCUGCGCCGCCGGCACCACCGUGGAGCGCGUCCUCUUCCACGGCACCACCAAGGCCUCCAGCUGCGAGAUCUGCCUGCAUGGCUUCAACCGCAGCUUCUGCGGGAAGAACGCCACGCUCUACGGCUGCGGCGUUUACUUCGCGGCGCGCGCGGCCAUCUCGGCUCGGGACCGCUACUCGCCGCCCAGCGCCAACGGCACCAAGUUCAUCUUCGUGGCCAAGGUGCUGACCGGGGAGUUCGCGGCCGGGCAGCCGGGGCUGCAGGCACCCCCUCUGCGCGAGGGCUCCGUGGCGCCCCGGCGCUUCCACAGCGUGGUGGAUGACCCGCGGCAGCCCGACAUCUUCGUCAUCUUCAACGACACCCAGGCCUACCCGCAGUACCUCAUCACCUGCCGCAGCCGCCACGGGGGCCCCCUCUGAGCCCCCCGGCAGGGGCUCUGCCCCAAGGACCCCUUUUUAUCCUCUCGGCGUCCCCUGGCACUGGUGCCAAAGCGGGGGUUACGGUGUCCAGGGGCUCGAGGUGUGCAGGGGUGCUCCUGCACUGCCCAGGAGCUCAGAGUUGGGGGAUCCUCACUUGGGGAUGCUCCUGGGCACCCUCGUGCCAGGGCAGGAGGUGGGCAGGAGGACUUUGGGUCACCCGUGUGACACCAGUGAAAUUUGGAAUAAAACUGCAAAUAAAAUUUGGAAUUUUAAAUAAA
Molecule: messenger RNA, 3434 nt
Organism: Agelaius phoeniceus (red-winged blackbird)
Lineage: Eukaryota; Metazoa; Chordata; Aves; Passeriformes; Icteridae
Gene: PARP10
Product: poly(ADP-ribose) polymerase family member 10
Biological process (GO): protein poly-ADP-ribosylation; negative regulation of gene expression
Cellular component (GO): cytoplasm; nucleus
Molecular function (GO): transcription corepressor activity; nucleic acid binding; NAD+ poly-ADP-ribosyltransferase activity
Source: RefSeq, a predicted model, not a curated record